Messenger RNA from Truncatella angustata, 1545 nucleotides. RefSeq names its product general substrate transporter. Gene Ontology annotation, molecular function: carbohydrate:proton symporter activity. NCBI's taxonomy places the organism in Eukaryota, Fungi, Ascomycota, Sordariomycetes, Amphisphaeriales, Sporocadaceae. The transcript is spliced from 8 exons. Gene Ontology annotation, biological process: carbohydrate transport; transmembrane transport. The record is from RefSeq and is a predicted model, not a curated record. The coding region runs from base 1 to 1545 and encodes 514 amino acids. Gene Ontology annotation, cellular component: membrane.
AUGGGCGCGAUACCAAAGAAGAGCCAUGUGAGCGGUGGAUGGCUCAUCGCCCUAAUCACACUAGUUGAUGCCAUGUCUGCAAUGUGGUUUGGCUAUUGCCAGGGCGUUUUCGCCGGCGUUCUUGUGUCGGAAGAUUUCUUGCGGCUGUUCCCGCAGACAAGCGAUGCAAACAUUUCUGGCAUAGUGACAAGCUGCUUUCUUCUUGGCGCUUUCUUCGGCGCCAUGCUUGCGUUCCUUCUCGGCGACCAGCUCGGCCGCAAGAAGACGAUAAUCAUCGGCCAUAUCCUCAACUUCACCGGCGCCCUGCUUCAAUGUCUAGCAUGGUCACUACCACAGAUGAUAACUGGCCGCAUCGUGAAUGGCUUUGGUAUGGGCAUGACCAGUACCAUGUCACCAGUGUAUCUGGCCGAGUGCGCACGAUCACAUGUACGCGGGAGGCUUCUCGUCAUCGGUGCUAGUUCCAACGUGACAAGCUUCUGUAUCGCGAACUGGAUCAGUUACGGCAUGUACUACCAACCCGGUCCCUUGCAGUGGCGAUUUCCCUUGGGCUUCCAACUCAUCUUCGCGUUGUUCCUGACUCCGAUCCUCUUCUUCACCCCGGAAAGCCCGCGGUGGUUGCUCCUUGUCAGCAAAGACGAAGAUGCGCUGAGGGUGAUCGCGAGGCUAGCAGGCACGGGCACAGAGGAUGGCACUGCCAACCGGGAGUUCAGAAGCAUCAAAGAGGCCAUCAGGAUGGAGCGAGAAAGCAAAGUGCCUGUCAUGGACGUGCUUUGCCAUCGGGACAAGACGCGGAAUUUCAGACGGCUCAUCCUGAGCUGUGGCACCCAGUUCAUGCAGCAGUUUAGUGGGAUCAAUGCUUUAGGAUUCUAUCUUCCUACCCUGCUUCAGCAAAGUGUGGGGUUCGACAACAGGAUGAGCCGUCUGCUUACCGCGGUCAUCGGUACUAUAUACUUCCUGUCCGCUUUCGGGAGCAUCGCGGUAAUCGACCACGUUGGUCGACGUCGGCUCAUGCUGAUUGGUUCGGUCCUGACGGCCGCUUGUCAUCUCAUCGCUUCGGUAUGCUUGAAAGUGGGAGAUGAAGACCAGUCCAGGGCAAAGAUGAUGAGAAGCGUUGCUGUUGCUAUGUUCACUCUUUACCAUGUGUUUUUUGGAUGCACUUGGGCUGGUGUCCCGUGGGUAUACUCGGCCGAGCUUAACUCGCUAGGCUGGCGGACAAGAGGAGCAGCCGCUGCCACGGCGACCAAUUGGCUCAUGGCGUUCGUGGUAGUACAGUAUACGAAAGUCGGGCUUGACAACCUGGGCUGGGCAUUUUAUCUGAUUUUUGCCGGUCUGACUUUCAGCUAUAUCCCUGUGGUAUACUGCUUCUACCCCGAGACUUCCGGCAGGACACUGGAAGAUAUGGACGAAGUAUUUAUAAGGCAUCCGGAUGUAUUUGUGUGUCGCAAUCCCGAGACGACCCAGCUUACCAGACCACAAGUCCUAGUUGACGCUGAACGGGACCGGAUUGCAAGGGCGGAGGCCCCCGAUAUGCAACACGUUCUUUGA